Molecule: messenger RNA, 3403 nt
Organism: Etheostoma cragini (Arkansas darter)
Lineage: Eukaryota; Metazoa; Chordata; Actinopteri; Perciformes; Percidae
Product: ubiquitin-protein ligase E3A-like
Exons: 12
Coding region: 249-2945 (898 amino acids)
Biological process (GO): ubiquitin-dependent protein catabolic process; protein polyubiquitination
Molecular function (GO): ubiquitin protein ligase activity
Source: RefSeq, a predicted model, not a curated record
GUAGGUUGAACGCAGUGCAUUGUGGGACGUAGGUUGACGGUGAGUGAAGUCAAGAUGGCUGUGAACCUCAAGCAGAGGAAGGAGCCUACUGUAGGGAACCCGUGAAUGAAGUUUUGAAUAACAUAUUCUUCGUCGCUGCCUGUUUAGACUUAAACCGUCGUGCUGUCGAAGUUGUAGUCAACCUGGGGAGGACUUGAUACAUUCACAGACAGCAACAAAAUCACAAACAACUGAGGAUAAAGUCUCGUAUGAAUUCCGACGAGAAGGAGGACUGUGAGUGUGCGCCACCACAGGCCGAGACUAGCCCCGCAGAAGGACCAUAUAGAGAAUACGAGGAGCCUGAAAUAGAAAACCCAGAAGCAAGCCGAAUGAAGCGAGCAGCUGCCAAACAUCUAAUAGAGCGCUAUUACCACCAGUUAACUGAGGGCUGUGGGAAUGAGUCGUGCUCCAACUCCUGGUGUGCCUCAUCAGUCGGUUUCAACCGCAUGGAUAACAACGCAGCGGCGGUCAAAGCCUUGGAGCUCUACAAGGUCAACGCUAAGUUAUGUGACCCCCACCCCUCAAAGAAAGGCACUGCCUCAACCUACCUAGAGAGCAGCGCUCACAGCAACUCAGCCUGCGGCAACAGGAAGUUAAACCACAAAGAUGUCCACUCUGUACGGGACAAUUUCAAAGAUGUAAAUUACCUGACAGAAGAGAAAGUGUAUGAGAUCUUGGACAUCUGUGGAGAGAAAGAAGAUUACUCGCCUCUGAUCAGGGUAAUAGGUAGGGUGUUCUCCAGUGCUGAGGGCCUGGUGCAGAGCUUCCGGAGGUCCAAACCUCACACUAAGGAGGAGCUCAAGUCCCUCCAAGGGAAGGAUGAGGACAAGGAUGAGGAUGAGAAGGAGGCCGCCGCCUGUUCUGCUACAGCUAUGGAGGAGGACUCCCCUGCCUCCUCUUCAUCAUCAAGGCUCGGAGAGGCGUCUUCAGCGGAAAAUGAUGUCCAAAAGCUGGCCCCUGAUGAGGUGUCGGUGGACAUUGAAGCAGUGCGGCGGGUCUAUGAGCGCCUGCUCUCCAAUGAGAAGAUAGAAGCCGCCUUCCUGAACGCGCUGGUCUACCUCUCACCCAAUGUAGAGUGUGAUCUGACUUACCACAAUGUGUACUCACGAGACCCAAACUACCUGAACCUGUUUGUUAUAGUGAUGGAAAACAGCAACCUCCACAGCCCAGACCCAGAGUACCUGGAGAUUGCCCUCCCGCAGUUUUGCAAGGCCAUGAGCAAACUCCCACUGGCAGCCCAGGCCAAGCUGGCAAGCUUGUGGUCACACUACAGCGCAGGACAGAUUCGGCGCAUGGUAGAGACCUUCCAGCAGCUCAUUACCUACAAGGUGAUCAGUAACGAGUUCAACAGCCGCAACCUGGUCAACGAUGAUGACGCAGUAGUGGCAGCCACCAAGUGCUUGAAGAUCGUCUACUAUGCAAACGUGCUGGGCGGCGACCUGGAUGUAGAGCACAACGAGGAUGAGGACGAGGAGCCCAUCCCAGAGUCUAGUGAACUUACCCUGCAAGAGCUGCUGGGUGAGGAACGGCGGAACAAGAAGGGCCCUCGGGUGGACCCGGUGGAGACGGAGUUAGGGAUCCGCACCAACGAUUGCAGACGGCCACUCGUUGCCUUUGAGGAGUUUGUCAAUGAGCCUCUAAAUGAGGUGCUGGAGAUGGACAAGGACUACACUUUCUUUAAGGUUGAAACUGAAAACAAGUUCUCCUUCAUGACCUGCCCCUUCAUCCUGAAUGCCGUCACCAAGAAUCUGGGCCUUUACUACGACAACCGCAUCCGCAUGUACAGUGAGCGGCGUAUAACUGUGCUCUACAGUUUGGUGCAAGGUCAGCAGCUCAAUCCCUACUUGAGGCUCAAAGUGCGGCGAGACCACAUCAUUGACGACGCUUUGGUCAGGCUUGAAAUGAUAGCAAUGGAGAAUCCUGCAGACUUGAAGAAGCAGCUGUAUGUGGAGUUCGAAGGAGAGCAAGGUGUUGAUGAAGGUGGCGUUUCCAAAGAGUUCUUCCAGCUGGUGGUGGAGGAGAUCUUUAACCCAGAUAUUGGCAUGUUCACAUACGACGAGCGCACCAAACUGUUUUGGUUCAACUCGUCAUCACUCGAAAAUGAGGGCCAGUACACUCUGAUUGGCAUCGUUCUUGGUCUGGCCAUCUAUAACAACUGUAUUUUGGAUGUCCACUUUCCUAUGGUGGUCUACAGGAAGUUGAUGGGCAAGAAAGGAACUUUCAGGGACUUGGCUGAUGCAAACCCGGUUCUGUACCAGAGUCUGAAGGAGCUGCUGGAGUAUGAGGGCAGCGUGGAAGAGGACAUGAUGAUCACUUUCCAGAUUUCCCAGACAGACCUGUUUGGGAACCCACUCAUGUAUGAUUUAAGGGAAAACGGGGACAAAAUUCCAGUCACAAAUGAAAACAGAAAGGAGUUUGUUGCUCAGUAUGCAGAAUACAUGCUAAACAAAAGUGUGGAGAAGCAGUUCAAAGCUUUCAGGAGAGGCUUCCACAUGGUCACCAACGAGUCCCCACUCAAAUACCUGUUCAGACCAGAGGAAAUAGAGCUCCUGAUCUGUGGAAGCAGGAACCUGGACUUCCUAGCACUUGAAGAAACAACGGAGUACGAUGGCGGUUACAACAGAGAUUCUCGAAUCAUCAAGGAGUUUUGGGAAACGCUGCAUUCGUUUGGUGAGGAGCAGAAGCGUUUCUUCCUGCAGUUCACCACCGGCACUGACAGAGCACCUGUGGGUGGGCUGGGCAAGCUGAAGAUGAUCAUUGCCAAGAAUGGCCCUGACACUGACAGGUUACCGACGUCUCACACUUGCUUUAAUGUGCUGCUGCUGCCUGAGUACAGCAACAAGGAGAAGCUGAAGGAGAGACUGCUGAAAGCCAUCACCUAUGCCAAAGGGUUUGGCAUGCUCUGAGCCCCUGCUCCAAACACACAGCAAACGGACUCCUUCUCAGAAAGCCCAUCAAACCCUGCUCUGCCCUUCCUUUAUCAAAAGGUGACAAAAGACAGACCAGAGUAUGUUUUGAGGAAAAGCAAGUCCAUAAUGAAAGAGGAGAAAUGCUUCCAAUAGAGUGCUCCAGUAGUUCUUCUACUGUGCCUGCAUCAUCCCACAUCAGUCAGUGUAAGCACAGAGACCUCCUGAUCAAAAUACCCACCCCCACAUCCACAUUAUGUGAAUGUGCAGCAGCCUCCCCGUCUUUUUUUUUUCUUUGUACAGAGAGAAUCAUUUCCUUAUUAUUUAUUUUAAGGUUAAAAUGGGUUAUUUGUCAUGCCUGCCUGUUGUGAUAGUUUCCUUACUUGGGAAAGGGGGGAGGGUUAUUAUUAAACUGUACAUUUGAGACAAUGCAGUAACAAGUCAAUAUAAACUCCAUU